This is a messenger RNA of Linderina pennispora, 543 nucleotides long. RefSeq lists its product as uncharacterized. The record is from RefSeq and is a predicted model, not a curated record. Lineage: Eukaryota; Fungi; Kickxellomycota; Kickxellomycetes; Kickxellales; Kickxellaceae. The coding region runs from base 29 to 532 and encodes 167 amino acids. The transcript has a single exon.
CAAUAUUGCAGCCCAUCUUCUGUCCACCAUGGUCAACACUUGCACCCCGAUUCUUGCUCUCGUCUCCCUGGCUGCCUUUGCACCGCCAGCCAAUGCUGUACCUACUCCUAUGCCCGAGAUCGCUCGUCGCCAGUACGGUUGGGGCUGGGGCUUUCCAUUUGUGAGCGUGCUUAAUACCGAGUUUGACAGUGCCUCCAACCGUGCCAACUUCAACGAGAACACUCUGUAUACCAACAGCCUCAGCGCAAACCAGGUAAAUGAUGCUGUUCAUUCCAACACCAACACCUUCAACAGCUUCCGCAAGCGCCAGUGGGGAUACGGUGGAUACGGUGGAUACGGUGGAUAUGGCAGAUAUGGUGGAUAUGGCGGCUGGGGCUGGGGAUUCCCAUUCCUGAGCUCGUUCAACAGCGAGUUCGAUCGUGCUUCAAACCGCGCUAACUUUAGUGAGAAUACUCUGUAUACCAACAACAUCAACGCCAACCAGGCAAAUGAUGCUGUCCACUCCAACACCAACAACUUCAUCUCUGGCUAACUCAGUUCUUA